CUAAUAAUAUUCCCAACUCCCAAGAACAAUAAAAGAUGCCAUCUCCAUUUCUCCUUCCAAAUUCACCAAUUUUACACUUACAAAUCCACAUUCCACAAUUUUCAGACACAAAACUAAUGUUCUCCUACAGCCUUUGACGAUCAAGAAAACCCAUGGAUGAUGUUUCCAAAAUUCUUCUUCUCCCAUUGUUUCUUUUCACAAUUUUCGUAAUCGUAAAAAGAAAAUGGCCCACCUCGGAAAAACCCAUCAAGAAUCUCCCGCCGUCGCCGCCGAAGCUUCCAAUAAUCGGAAACCUUCACCAAUUAGGGUUCCGCCCCCACAAAACCCUCCACUCCUUAUCAAGAAAACACGGCCCCUUAAUGCUUCUUCACCUGGGCAGCGUCCCACUUCUCGUCGUUUCAUCACCUGAUUUAGCUAAAGAAAUACUUAAAACCCACGACCCAAUUUUCUCCAACAGGCCCAAAUCAAGCGUGGCGCGUGGUAUCUACGACUGUAAAGACAUCGCCUUUUCACCCUACGGCGAGUACUGGAGGCAUGUUAAAAGUAUUUGCGUUAACCAGCUUUUGAGCAGUCGAAAAGUUCAGUCUUUUCAGAGUGUUCGAGAGGAAGAGGUUUCUGUUAUGUUGGAGAAGAUCAGACAAUCGUGUAACGAAAAACGUGUGAUUGAUUUGGGGGAGACGUUUGCUUCUCUUACGAAUGAUGUGAUUUGUAGGGUGGCUUUGGGGAGAAAGUACAGUGAUGGUGAAGGUGGGAGGAAAUUUAAGGAUGUUUUGGAGAGGUUAGGGGUUUUGUUGGGUGGUUUCGAUGUCGGGGAGUUCGUUCCUUGGCUUUUUUGGGUUAAAUAUGUUAAUGGGAUGAAGAGUCAAGUUCGGAGAAUCGCCGAAGAUCUCGAUGAGUUUUUGGAGUUUGUGGUGAAGGAGCAUUUGAAUGGUGGUGGGAUUCGCGGAGAAGAGAAAGAUUUUGUGGAUGUUUUGCUCGAUAUUCGGAGGAACGAGGAGGGUGGAUUUGGUCUUGACGAUAUCUCGGUUAAAGCUCUUAUCUUGGACAUGUUUGCUGCUGGAACCGACACAACAUACACACUCAUAGAGUGGACGUUAUCCGAGCUCAUAAGGAACAAAAACACCAUGGCGAAACUGAAGCACGAACUGAAAAACAUAGCGGGGCCCGCUUCAACCAUAACCGAAGACAAUUUACACAAAUGCCACUACUUGAAAGCCGUUGUAAAAGAAACUCUAAGACUGCACCCUCCACUCCCACUACUCGUUCCUCGAGAGUCAACCAAAGAUGUCAAACUACUAAGUUACGAUAUUUCGAAAGGCACGCGAGUGGUUAUAAACGUGUGGGCUAUUGGAAGAGAUCCAAUUUUGUGGGAAAAUCCGGAGAAAUUUUAUCCGGAGAGAUUCUUACGUAACAAUAAUUUGAAUUCGGUGGAUUUUUUUAGAGGGCAGUUCGAGUUGAUUCCGUUUGGAGGGGGGCGAAGGGGGUGCCCUGGGGGUGCAUUUGCCAUGGGAAUUGUGGAGCUUGUUCUUGCGAAUGUUGUUUUAAAUUUCGAAUUUGAAUUGCCAGGUGGCGUUAGAAGAGAAGAUCUGGAUAUGUGUGAAGGUGAUGGACUUACAAUUCAUAGAAAAUUCCCUCUUAAGGUUGUUGCUAGUUGUGAAUCUCUACCUUAAAUCUGCUAUGUUGAUGACAUGUAUGCAUGUAUAAUGUAUUUUAACCUCUGAUACAAUUUUUAUUAAUAAUUAAAUUUUCUGGAUUA
Molecule: messenger RNA, 1756 nt
Organism: Erythranthe guttata (spotted monkey flower)
Lineage: Eukaryota; Viridiplantae; Streptophyta; Magnoliopsida; Lamiales; Phrymaceae
Product: cytochrome P450 736A117
Molecular function (GO): monooxygenase activity; oxidoreductase activity, acting on paired donors, with incorporation or reduction of molecular oxygen; iron ion binding
Source: RefSeq, a predicted model, not a curated record